Naegleria lovaniensis is the source of this 2163-nucleotide messenger RNA. RefSeq lists its product as uncharacterized. Bases 1 to 2163 code for a protein of 720 amino acids. NCBI's taxonomy places the organism in Eukaryota, Heterolobosea, Eutetramitea, Acrasida, Naegleriidae. The transcript has 3 exons. The record is from RefSeq and is a predicted model, not a curated record. Gene Ontology annotation, biological process: lipid metabolic process.
AUGAGUCAUACUGUGAGCAACAACAACCACAAGGAAGAACAACAACAUCAUCAAUCUUCUCUCUCCGAUCAUCAUGAUGCAAAUUAUUUGAAGCAUGGAGUUCCGAACCUCUCAGAAGGAAAGGCUCACUCCAAACAUUCUUCUUACAAGGAAAUGAUUACAGCAACAGCAACGUGUUUGAAAGAUAGUUUUCCGAGUUAUAAACACUUAACGAUUGGUGAUAUUGUGUUCGGAUUGAGUUGUUUGGCCAACGAGCAUUCAAAGAGUGAUGUCAUUGGAGAGGAGAUGAGAAAUCCAAUGCUUUAUAACCGCUCCGAUGAAGAAGAAACAGAUGAAGAAUACAAGUGGUGGCACGAACAUUCGAAUAUUGAUUCUAAACAUCAUGAUCAUCACUCAUUGACAGAACAGUUAAUAUUUGCCAAAAGAAUGAUGUAUUAUGCAAAUUUGGCAUACUACAAUGUCGCUAAUGAAUCGGAGAGAGGAAAAGUUCAAAAAGCUCUUCUUGAAGGUUAUGAAAGUUUGAAUCAAGGAUGGUUUUCCUCCAGUUCAUCACCACAACCAAAAUAUACCAAAAACUCUCUCAAAUAUUUGGAAUCAUUAAGAUAUGAAACUAAUUUAUUAUUUUAUGUAAAUAUUAGCGAAGCCAAUCAACAGGCUUUCUUUGUAAAGAUGGAUCACGAUUUAAAGGCAGUAGUCAUUGCCAUUCGAGGAACUUCACAAUUGGCAGAUAUUUUCACAAAUUUGAGUGCUGAAAAUUCUGACUUGAAAGUCCACCGAUUCUAUGGCGACUACAAGAGAAACCCUGAAAAGAAAAAUCACUUAAUUGACACUGCAGACAUGAGCUUUGAUUUGGAAAAUAAUAAUUCUGAAGAUUUUUGUGAGUCAGAUGAUAAUGAGCAAAUGAUUCAUGGAAAAGUUCAUGCAGGGUAUAUUAACACUGCUCGAUGGAUCUUGUCAAAAAUUCAAGACUUUUUACUGAAAAAUAUAUUUAACCAUUCGAGUACCUACAAAUCGUAUAGAAUCAUUACAGUUGGACAUUCAUUAGGAGGAGGAUUGGCAGCUGUCCUCGCUAUUCUAUUACGAGAAACAUUUUUCAGGCGCUAUAAGGAACAUUUUGCAUCUUUGAAAUGUAAUCAUUCCUUGUCACAAGAACGAGAACCUCCUCACCUACCUGAUAUUGAAGCUAUCACCUACGCUCCAAGUGCUAUUUUUUCAGAAAAUCUCUCAAAUUGGUGUCGUAGUUUUGUCACAAGUUAUAUCAUUGCCGGUGACAUUGUUCCAAGAAUUAGUUUGGGUCAAGUCGAAAAAUUACGUCUUGAAGUUAAUGAAACUAAUUGGGAAGAAAAGUUAAAGAAAUUCUUUGAUGAGCAUUCCAAGAUCGCCAAUGUUGCUGUUACCAUGGACAGCUAUCUCGUGGAAUGGGGAUUUUCUCCUUUAUUUCAAACAAAAAAGACUCUUAUUACUUCAUCUUCAAAAGCAAAUCUUUCUGUUGAACAAUUACCAACUGUGGAUGUACCUGUUUCAACCGCAACAAUAACUAGUACUAUCAUAGAUUCCAACAGUAAUAAGGAGCAAAGCACAGCCACAGAUUCCCAAAAUGGGGAGCAAAUACUCUCUACUGCCGAAGCAGUCACCAAACAACUGACGAAUGAGGCCAUUGAAUUACUAGAAGAGAUGAAUGCAGUCAAUGAGCAAAUACAUACUCUCUAUCCUCCUGGCUCACUCUAUUUCAUUAUUCCAGAUUCAGAGAAACAAAGAAAUAAGGAUGUGACAGAGACUCUCUUCGAAAUGUUUAACGACCAAUUAUUUUCUGAAAAGAAAGUCAAAGAAGCAAAGGAAGAAACAGGUGUCGUCUCUUCAAUUUUUUCAACUGUGAAAACAAUUUAUCAAACUGUAAGAAAGAGCUAUGAAGAAAGCAAUGAAAACGGAUCAUUGGUGAGUGAGGAUCAUUUGUUGGACAUGAAAAACUUUAUUCACUCUCAAACACCAAGUAUAAUUUCGAACAACCUUAAUUACACGAUUCAGAGAGUAGAUAUGUAUCAAUUUGGAAGAAUUGUGCUGUCACGAUUCAUGUUUUCUCAUCACUACCUGGUUGGAUUUAAAACAGCUCUCGAUUGUUUGUUGUGUCAGACACAGGCCAAUCCAAAAUUAAGCGAGAAAUAA